Abrus precatorius (Indian licorice) is the source of this 699-nucleotide messenger RNA. RefSeq lists its product as uncharacterized. Bases 1 to 699 code for a protein of 232 amino acids. Lineage: Eukaryota; Viridiplantae; Streptophyta; Magnoliopsida; Fabales; Fabaceae. The record is from RefSeq and is a predicted model, not a curated record. The transcript is spliced from 2 exons.
AUGGAAUGGAAGAAAUAUUAUCUGGAUGUGAUGCUGGUACCGUUAGGAUUUAUGAUAACAAUUGGUUAUCAUGUUUGGUUAUGGCAUAAGGUUCGCACGCAGCCUUCUUCCACCAUAAUCGGAAUCAAUACUCAUGGAAGACGCUCCUGGGUCCCUGCCAUGUUGAAGGACAUUGAAAAGAAGAACAUCCUAGCAGUUCAAACUCUUCGGAAUCUGAUAAUGGGAUCAACACUUAUGGCAACUACAUCCAUUCUACUAUCUGCGGGCUUGGCAGCAGUAAUAAGCAGCACUUACAGUGUGAAGAAGCCACUGAGUGAUGCUGUGUAUGGAGCUCACAGCGAAUUUAUGGUAGCACUUAAAUAUGUGACACUCCUAACCAUAUUCUUAUUCUCAUUUUUCUGUCACACUCUGUCAAUAAGGUUUUUCAACCAGGUGAGCAUCCUCAUUUGCACACCACAAGAUGUCAUGUCUAUGGUGACACCCGAAUAUUUGAUUGAACUUUUGGAGAAGGGAACUAUUUUGAACACUGUUGGCAACAGGCUUUUCUACUCAGCAAUCCCUCUUUUGCUUUGGAUCUUUGGGCCCGUGUUGGUUUUCCUGUGUUCUGUGGCAAUGUUACCGGUUCUUUACAAUCUAGACUUUGUUUGUGGGAAUAAUGGCAAUGCAAAGAUCAUGGUCAAGAAUGACAACUAUGUUUGA